AUGUCCACCCGCAGAGGCCAGUCUUCACGGAAGCGUCCCUCGCACCUGCCUGCGAUUGCACCCAAGGAUGAUGUGACACCUUUGAGUCGUCAUGGCGGUUCGGCGACUGCUGUUAGAGCGACAUUCAUACAGCCUCGUCUACGCUUCCCGCCACGGUCUCGGACUGGAUGCUGGACAUGCAGAAGUCGCAAAAUCAAGUGUGACGAGGUCCAUCCGCAGUGUAAUUGUGCCCGGCUUGGCCAUGUAUGCGACUACCAGCCACGAGUGUGCUUUCGAGAUGACACCCGUCGAGUUAGGGAGCGCAUGCCCGAUGUGAAGACAAAAGGAAAUGUCGUGUGGGAUCCAGCAAAAACCUCGCCCAAACGUGAAUGCAUCACCACCUCGGGAUCAGUCCCUUAUGACCUGCUCCCCGAAUUCUCUAGACUUACGUCAGACGAGGACAGGGAGAAGAAAGCGCAGGCGUCAGCCCCCGGGACUUACCAUGUCAUCGUGGUUCCUGAAAGCUUUGCUCGCCUUCCAGAGUAUACGGAGGAUGCGCUUGAACCUGUGCCCAGCAAUCCGUACUCGAGCCCACUAUCCGAGUAUAGUAAUUAUGAUCCCAUGGACGACGUCACUACAUCAGAGGACCCAAAUGUGGUAUUUCUGAAUCAAUUCAGAGAUCCCAGAAAGCAGGUCUAUCCCAGCCGCCGGAGUUAUACACAAUCUCCGGAGUCUGAUUUAGGUUCCACCCCUGCCCAAACCACAAUGAUGUAUACACCUCUGCAGGAUUUCUCGGAGGACCAAAUAUCCGAGUCUGUUGAUCUUGAAACCUACGGAAUGGCGCUUCUUGAUCAUUUCCAGAACGCCGUGUGGAUGCAACUGAUCCCCGGGGGCCACGGCUACUUGGAAGCGAACAUCUUUGGGCAAGAGGCUUCCAAUUUCCCUCCACUCCUCCAUGUGAUGAUGGCCGUGUCGGCCCUCAGUUUAGUCCAUCAAGGAAAUACUCAAUACGUGGAUGCUCUACGGUACUAUGACCAUGCCCUGCCCUCGCUCCAGAGCGUUCUCCAAAACUGCGACGAUGUUCUAUCUGAUGGACUAUUCCUAACUCAUUUCCUCCUCCUUAUCUACCAGAUCGCACUUCAAAUUCCGAGCGACGGGCCAAACCUCUGGUCCCACCAUAUGUCCCGGCUGCUCCAACUGUCCCUACUAAGACAUUCCGUCGCCGAGCGAGAGCGUUACCCUGUCAUCAUCUGGUUGAUAUGUCAUAUAGAUUUAUAUGCUCUUUUUAGCGGCGCUGGGACGGGAGAGUAUAUUAUGGCAGCAGUUGAAAGCGAUUUACUUCCUGGGGCCGAACCUCUUCUCUACCCUGCAGGAGUUGAAAACGACAGGUUAAAGUAUGCUGGGGAAUGUGUCGCUCAACCUUUAAUUACAAACCUGUACCGAGAGUGUUUUCUAUUGGCGGCACGCCUAGGACUGUUCGCCGCCGAAGUGAGGGUCUCGAAAGUGCCAUAUAUGGAAAAUAUGCACCGAGAGCUUGAAUCGCUGCGUGGGGGGAUCAGGCAGCUGUGGAAUUCGUCAGAAGCUCGAUUUCUUAUGGAGGCCCAAAGAAAUCUAUCCAAGCGAUUUCAACACAUCUUCCAACAGCUAUCUGUCCUUUUCCAUACGUCGCUUCUUUUUUCCUACUCAGUUCUUCGGCAUGGGCCAGAAAGUACCCAUUGGAUCGAGCUUGAGAGGGAAAUUCAGUACCAUACAGAGGCGAUUCUUCAGGUCGCAGCUCAUAUAGUAGGCCACAGCCGCCAAAGCGGCCCUCUAUUUCUCACAUUUCCCCUCUUCUUAGCGGGCGCUGCUACAACGUCAAACGAGGUCAAGAUGGCGGCAUUGGGAUUGCUAGCAAAGCUCAGGGAAACAGACUUGGGAUACCAAGCGGCGACGACAAGUUCUAUACUUCAGGUUGUUUGCGAGGCUCAAUUGCAGUAUUCGCGAAGCGGAAGGUAUAUGCGAGAGAUCGAUUGGAGGGACGUAAUAGCGAACCAUGGGUGCCAGUUGGUGAGCUAUGGUUGA
This is a messenger RNA of Aspergillus nidulans FGSC A4, 2040 nucleotides long. RefSeq names its product Zn(II)2Cys6 transcription factor. Gene Ontology annotation, cellular component: nucleus. Bases 1 to 2040 code for a protein of 679 amino acids. The record is from RefSeq and is a predicted model, not a curated record. Lineage: Eukaryota; Fungi; Ascomycota; Eurotiomycetes; Eurotiales; Aspergillaceae. Gene Ontology annotation, biological process: regulation of DNA-templated transcription; DNA-templated transcription. The transcript has 9 exons. Gene Ontology annotation, molecular function: DNA-binding transcription factor activity, RNA polymerase II-specific; zinc ion binding; DNA binding.